AUGAAGUCAAUCGCCGCCGCUUCGUUGGUGCUCGCGCUGGCAGUGCUGUCGUCGGCAGCUCCGACAGUGGCUGAGCCCAUUUCGCACGCUUCCUAUCGCCCUGUGAACGUGCAUCGACGACAGUCGGCUGCUCCGGACGGCAGCACGGCAAGCCAGCAGGCGAUCUACCAGCAGGCCUUCACCGAUCCCGUCGGAGCAGCCAAGGCGGCCAACGCGCUGCCGUUCAUCGCGGGCCAGUAUGCCACUGGCAACCUGUACCGCUACAACCUCGUCGAGGACAACACCCAGCUGCCCUGGAACGCCAACGUGCCCUUCGUCGCCGAGGCCGCCGUCAACGGAAGCGUCGAUGGCGGCUGGCAGGCGCUGCCCAACAUCGAGGGCAUGACGCUCAACCGCACAUUUGCCGUGCAGCCGGGCGCAGUCAUGCCGUUCUACCAGACGCAGGGCUACGACGCCUCCAAGGUGAAGCGCGCCGUCAUGAUCAUGCCGGGCAAGCCGCGCGAUUGCUGGAAGUACACCUCGCUGGUGCAGAAUGCACUCAACGUCUACACCACCAACCCGCAGAGCGCAGGCAACAAGGCCGACGGCACCUCCUCCACCAGCGCUGCGGACAGGACCGCCAAGGACGAGGUGCUCAUCCUCGGCCCGUGCUGGAUGAACUCGGACGACGCAUCGGCGGGUGCGAUCCAGUCGGGCGAGCUCUACUGGCACGGCUCGCAGUGGCAGUCCGGCAUGGCAUCGCGCGGACCGGGAUCGACGGCGCUGUCGUCGUACGAGGUGAUGGACUCGUUCAUGGAGACGCUGUUUGACAAGACGCAGUUCCCGGCGCUCGAGACCGUCGUCAUGGCGGGCCAUUCGAUGGGCGCGCAGAUGGUACAGCGCUACGCUGUGGUCAAGCAGCCCGCCGCGUACGACGCCAGCGUGUCGUACUGGGUGGGUAACCCCGGCUCGUACGUCUGGCUCACCUCGACGCGGCCCAACGAGAACAACGCCAGCUGCGCCAACGACUACGACGAGUGGGCGUACGGACUGGACGGCUCGGGCGUGCCCAACUAUGCGCGCGACCGUGUACGGGACGACAAGAACGCGGUGGUGCAGGCGUUUGCCGCACGCAACGUGCACUACAACUACGGCCUGCUCGACAACGGCCAGGGCGACACGUCGUGCGAGGCAUCCUACCAGGGCGCCAACCACCUCGAGCGCGGCUGCCACUUUGUCGAGUCGGUCGCUGCACUCAACGCCAACGCGCUGCCCAAGACGCACACGGCUAACUUUAUGCCCAACGUCUCGCACGAGGACUACGCCAUGCUCUCGUACAAUAUCUCGCUCUACCGCCUGUUCGAAGAGGUGCCCGAGGGUGCCACCAACACCAGCACCAGCUCCGCCAAGGGCGCCGCCACAAAGGGCCAGGGCGGCUCGUCCAGCGCGGCCGCUCCCAAUGCACUAGUGAACAGCGUGGCGCUGACGCAGCAAUGGCCAUUCUGGACGCACAGCUUUGAACAACUUGCCGCAGCGCCGAUUAGCGCCGUGCGAGGGGAGUUGGCCAGAGCGCACAGACGGCUCUCGGCAACUCGGAACAACCGAUGCAGACCGCUGCUCGGCCUCGCCCUGCUCGUCCUCGUGACUGCUUCGAGCGACUCGACGUGGGCGCGCACUCUGCUCCUCCUCGCCUUCUCUCUUUCCACCACAUCCCCUCCCUCAUCUCUGUACCGCACGAUCUUGCCCAACAUGCCCAAGCCAGGACCCGCAAGUCGCAGCACGAUUGCCAACCUCAUGCGCCUGUCGCAUGUGGCGGGCUGUCCCUGUCACGGAUGCAGCGUCGCACGCGGCGGCGCCAACCUCGCGCGCGCAGGUCUCAACAUGAUCUCCAAGCACAACGCACAGCCCGGUGCCAAUGCGCGCGGCUACGCCACUCCUGUCGACAACCUCGUGCAGAAGGAGUACGCGUUCGAGCUGGCGGCGUCCAACGUGCGCUUUGGCGAGGGCGUCACCAACGAGGUGGGCAUGGACUUUGCCAACAUGAAGGCGCGCAAGGUGGGUGUCUUUACCGACUCGACCGUGCGCGGCCUCACCGCCAUGAAGCAGUCCAUCGAGGGCCUCGAAAAGGCUGGCGUCAAGUACGAGGUCUACGACAGGUGCAGGGUGGAGCCCAACGAAGAGUCGUGGUCCGAUGCGAUCAAGUUUGCGCGCGAUCAGGACUUUUCGCACUUCCUCGCCGUCGGUGGCGGUAGUGUCAUGGACACCUGCAAGGUCGCCAAUCUCUUUACGUGCUAUCCCGAAGCCGACCUGCUCGAGUUCGUCAAUGCACCCAUCGGUCGUGGCACGCCCAUCGACAAGGUGCUGCGUCCGCUGCUGUGUGUGCCCACCACCGCGGGUACCGGAUCCGAGACUACGGGCACCGCCAUUUUUGACCACACCGCCACCGAGUCCAAGACUGGCAUUGCGUCGCGCGCGUUGCGUCCCCUGCUCGGCAUCGUCGAUCCGCUCAACACCGAGACGUGCCCAACGGCGGUGCACGUCAGUGCGGGUCUCGACGUGCUCUUCCAUGCGCUCGAGUCGUACACGGCCAUCCCCUACAACGAGCGCAUGCCUCGCCCCGCCAACCCUAUCCAGCGCCCCGCCUACCAGGGCCGCAACCCCAUCUCGGACGUAUUCUCGCUCUGGGCGCUCAAGCAGACUGUCAAGUACCUCCCGCGCGUCGCACGCGACCGCACCGACGCCGAGGCGCGCGGUCAGAUGCUCCUCGCCGCCACCUUUGCCGGUAUCGGCUUCGGAAACGCCGGUGUUCAUCUGUGCCACGGUAUGUCGUACCCGAUUUCGGGCCUCAACAAGAAGUUUGGCAAGUACCAGCAUCCGGGAUACCAGGUGGACCAUCCCAUCGUUCCCCACGGCAUCUCGGUCGCACUCACCGGCCCUGCCGUGUUCGACUUUACCGCACCCUCGGCUCCCGACCGCCACCGCGAGGUCGCUGCGAUCUUUGAGGGGUACCAGAACGGAAGCGAGGCGACCGACAUUGCGCGCCUGCCCGAUGCCGAGGUGGGCGCGCUCGUGUACGACCGCAUCGCCGCCUUCCUUGCCGACCUCGGCGUGCCGCGCGGACUGUCCAAGAUCGGCUACGGAAACGAGCACGUAGAGGCGCUCGUCAAGGGCACCAUCCCGCAGAGGCGCGUGCUCGACCUCGCGCCCGGCAUCGGCGACGUCCACGGUGCAGAUGGACACGAACACCUCGCCCGCAUCCUCGAAAAGUCGCUCUCGUACUAA
Moesziomyces aphidis is the source of this 3261-nucleotide messenger RNA. Lineage: Eukaryota; Fungi; Basidiomycota; Ustilaginomycetes; Ustilaginales; Ustilaginaceae. The record is from the annotation of a GenBank genome assembly.